AUGGCCGUCAAGCAGUCAGUCACCUUCAGCGACAGCACUGUCAGCUUUGCAACAAAGGCAGCCUCUUUCAGCGAUGACAAUGAUGGCAUUGAGAUGCGGGAAAAGGGCAGCGGGGACCGGAAACAACAGAAGCCCAGCAACGAGAAGCGCAAGAUAUGGCUAUGGAUCGGCCUCGCCAUUGCGGUCGUUGCUAUUGCCGGCACAGUAAUUGGCGUGCUCUUCGCCAGGAACAUGAUCGGUGGCAGCUCUAGCACAGCCACGGUGGGCGCCAAUGCGCAGUCAGAUAUCAACAGCAGCACAUCAUCAUCAUCGUCAUCAGCAGAUGCGCCGGCUCCGACAACAAACGCUGGCACACAAGUCAGCACGGAGGACGAUGACAGCCAGCAGGCGCCCCAGAAAUGCUCAGACCCCAAGGACCUGCCCAAAGAGUUCCAGGGCACCGCCAUGGACCAGUCGACAUGGCUCACCAUGGACGGUUUCAACUGCAGCUUCACCUCUGAGACGGUCGGCGGGCUGCCCCUGCUCGGCCUCAACAGCACCUGGUCCGACGACAGCCGAGCGAACCAGAACGUGCCGGCUCUCAACAAGCCGUGGGGCGCCUAUGGCCCGUCUCGCCCGAUCCGCGGCGUUAACAUUGGCGGCUGGCUGUCCCUCGAGCCCUUCAUCACGCCUUCCCUCUUCGACUACCCCAAGAGCCUCAACAUCAUUGACGAGUGGACUCUGACGAAGCACCUCGGCGCCUCGGAGGCGGCCAAGGUCCUCGAGAAGCACUACGCGACCUUCAUCACCGAGGAGGACUUUAAGAACAUUGCCGCGGCAGGCCUCGACCACGUGCGCAUCCCGUUCUCCUACUGGGCGGUGCAGACGUAUGACGACGACCCGUACGUCCCGCAGAUCUCGUGGCGGUACCUGCUGCGCGCGCUCGAGUGGUGUCGCAAGUACGGCCUGCGCGUCAAGCUCGACCUGCACGCCCUUCCCGGCUCGCAGAACGGCUGGAACCACUCUGGCCACUCGAUCAACGUCUUCAACUGGAUCCUAGGCACCGACUCGCAGCCCGGUCCCAAGCAGAACCUCAACCGCAAGCGCUCGCUCGACAUCCACGACAAGCUGAGCAAGUUCUUUGCGCAGCCGCGGUACAAGAACAUCAUCGCCUUCUACGGCCUCGCCAACGAGCCUGCCCUCAAGGUGCCCACGGCCGACCUGGUCAGCUGGACGACCGACGCGUUCAACCUCGUCACCAAGAACGGCAUCAGUGCGCCUAUCGUGUUCAGCGAGUCGAUGAAGGGCCUGCCCGCGUGGGGCGGCCAGCUGCAGGGCCACGGCGACAAGCUGGUCCUCGACGUGCACGAGUACCUCAUUUUUGACGAGUACCUGAUCGGCCUGACGCACAAGGAGAAGAUCAACUACGCCUGCGGCCUCCUCGCCGACGACGUGGCCGGCAGCUCCUUUGGCCCGACCAUGGUCGGCGAGUGGUCGCAGGCCGACACCGACUGCACGCUCCACCUCAACGGCGUGUUCAACGGCGCGCGCUGGAACGGCACCUUUUUCGGCAACUCGCCCGCGUGCCCGACCAAGGACGACAAGUGCGACUGCUCGCGCGACAUGGCCGACCCCAGCACGUACACCAAGGAGUACAAGCUGUUCCUGCAGACCUGGGCCGAAGCGCAGAUGUCCGCGUUCGAGCGGUCCUGGGGCUACUUCUACUGGACGUGGAAGACCGAGAGCGCGCCCCUGUGGAGCUACGAGGCCGCGUGGAAGGGCGGGUUCAUGCCAAAGCUCGCGUACCAGAAGAGCUGGAAGUGCGGUGAUGCGGUGCCCAACUUUGGCAGCCUGCCAGAGUUUUUCUAA
Messenger RNA from Microdochium trichocladiopsis, 1848 nucleotides. Its product is annotated as glycoside hydrolase superfamily. The transcript has 2 exons. Gene Ontology annotation, molecular function: beta-glucosidase activity. The record is from RefSeq and is a predicted model, not a curated record. Gene Ontology annotation, cellular component: cell surface; extracellular region. Gene Ontology annotation, biological process: glucan catabolic process. Bases 1 to 1848 code for a protein of 615 amino acids. Lineage: Eukaryota; Fungi; Ascomycota; Sordariomycetes; Xylariales; Microdochiaceae.